Molecule: messenger RNA, 1991 nt
Organism: Macrosteles quadrilineatus (aster leafhopper)
Lineage: Eukaryota; Metazoa; Arthropoda; Insecta; Hemiptera; Cicadellidae
Exons: 15
Coding region: 1-1977 (658 amino acids)
Biological process (GO): intracellular signal transduction; cGMP biosynthetic process; receptor guanylyl cyclase signaling pathway
Molecular function (GO): guanylate cyclase activity; peptide receptor activity
Source: RefSeq, a predicted model, not a curated record
AUGGAGAAGGCUGAAGAGGACAUAGUCCUAUAUCCGCCUCAAUAUGGCUUCAGCUCUCUGGAACUUUACCCUCACUCCACGGCAAAAUGUCCCGCGCGUUUACCAAUAGACACCCAGAUACUGCCAAGGAUGAAGGACAAGGACCAAGAUUCCAUGGUGUCCGAGGACAGUGCUGUAUCCAACGUGGGGGUCAGCAGCCAGUGUUGCCCCGACAGAGCUGCCAACCCUGCGUACAAGAACGGCCGACGCUUCCAGGAGCUGCAGAUGUUGAUCCUGCCAUUCAUCCCCAUCCUGGCACUGAUAUGUCAAACUAUCUACUACCUCCAGGACGUGCUGGUCUACCACGAGGAGGUGUCAGCUGUAGAGAUGCAGGUGACAAUAGCUACAGAGCUAGGCAAAGUCGUGACGAGUCUACAGGUAGAAAGAUCUGAAGUAGCAUUCUUCAUAUUCACCAACGGAAGCACUCUCAGGUCCAACUUGACUCAGAGGUUUAGAGCUACAGACCAAGCAUUGACUGACAUGACAGCUUGGCCUCCAGUCAGCCUAGAAGACACAGGACUACAGCCCAUGACCAAGGAGAAAUGCCAGGAGGAGAUCAAGAGCUUCAGAGAGAAAAUCAGUCCAGAAGAAAGUCAGAUGAAGGACGUACUGAGAUGGUACAACACUGUCAAUGCAGCACUGUUGAGUCACCUCACAGCUCAGAUCAAGGAAACUGACAACAGUGGUGUCUGGAGGUUACUGAUUGCAUUCAAGAACCUUUUGAGAAGUAUAGAAAACUUUGGCAUCUCAAUGGUCUACGGCAUUAACUACUUUGGUGCAGGAAACUUACACGGAAAAAGCUACAUCAAAUUUGUAAAACACUCCUUCAUUGGACAAGAUGUUCUCAACGCAACAUUCCACUACGUACCUCAACUGCGACAUGUCUACUUCAAUCUGAACAGAACCAUGAUGAAGGAUAUCGACUCCAGGAGACAAGAGAUUCUAGGAAAUGAACCAAUGAAGCCAAAUGUGGAACAAGCAAAGGAUUAUUUUGAUCUGAUGGCCAACUAUGCUACUGAGCUGCGGAAACUGCAAGGACACAUCCGACAGGAUAUUAGGGAGUAUGUGAAUAACACAUUGAUUGAUGCCAAGAGUAAGGAGCUGAUGGGGAUAUUCCUUCUUGGUCUGGUUCUUCUCAUUUCUCCAAUAAUCAUCAUACUUGUUCGGAAAGCUGUGGCAACAAUUCAGAUGUAUGCGAGUCACCUACAAGAAAAAGCAAGCGAACUGAAAAAGGAGAAAAGAAAAAGCGACAUGCUUCUUUACCAGAUGUUACCUCCAAGUGUUGCCAUGCAGCUGAAGCAGAAUGAGCAGGUACCAGCUGAGUACUAUGCCUCUGUAACUAUUUACUUCAGUGAUAUUGUCGGCUUCACAAAAAUAGCAGCAGAAAGUACACCAUUGGAGGUUGUAACCUUCCUCAACUCAAUCUACAACAUGUUUGAUGAACGUAUAGAGUGUUACGACGUGUACAAAGUUGAAACCAUAGGGGACUCUUACAUGGUCGCCUCUGGCCUACCUGUCAAAAAUGGCAAACGCCAUGUGUCGGAGAUUGCGACUAUGGCACUAGACCUUUUGGCUGGCUCCCUCCACUUCCCUGUGCCGCACAGACCCGCUGAGCAUCUACAGAUCCGCAGUGGUAUCCACACAGGGCCCGUCGUGGCGGGGAUUGUGGGCAGCAAGAUGCCCCGCUAUUGUCUCUUCGGAGACACCGUCAACACUGCUUCUCGUAUGGAAUCCACAGGGGAAGCUCUGAAAAUUCACAUCAGUUUAGAAAUGAAGAAGGCAUUGGAUGAUGUUGGGGGCUUCCGAACUGAGCAUAGAGGAUAUGUAGACAUAAAAGGCAAAGGAGUGCUGGAUACUUAUUGGCUGACUUGCAAAGAAGGAGUGAUGGCUUCUAGUGACAAGGAAAAACUCUGUCUGGAGUAUUCGUAUCAAGUUUGACAUAUUGAUUGAAU